Molecule: messenger RNA, 933 nt
Organism: Diaporthe citri
Lineage: Eukaryota; Fungi; Ascomycota; Sordariomycetes; Diaporthales; Diaporthaceae
Exons: 3
Coding region: 1-933 (310 amino acids)
Source: RefSeq, a predicted model, not a curated record
AUGUCGAUGGCUCUCCCAGAAAUGCCCGUACUGGCCGUCUUCGGAGCAACUGCCAGGGAGCUCUCGAGAACCGGGGUUGAAGUGGUCGAGGUCGACAUAGGAUCAGAGGCCAGCAUUCGAGCAGCACUGGAAGGUGCGGAAGCAGUCUUCGCAAAUACUGCCUUUCCUCCAGACGUCUUUGUCUCCCAGGGAGCUGCAGCCGCGGAGGAGGCAGAGUCCAAGACUGCCUUGAGGAUGGCCCACGCACUCGCACAUGUCACGACUCUGAAGCACCUGGUGUGGUCCACCCUGCCAGAUGGCUGGAAGAGGACUGAUGGCAAAUUGCACAUCCACCACUUCCAGUCCAAAGUUGCCGCGGCUCAAUUCAUCCGCAACGAGCCGGAGCUCGCCAAGAAGACUACGAUGUUGGCUGUCGGAAUGUAUGGAUCUAAUUUGAAGAAUCCAGGAUACGUACCUAUUUACGAGACAUCUGCCAAGAAAUUCGUUGUGAAGCUACCCCUUCGUCCCGAUGCCUCAUUUUCAAGCAUUGGAGACGAGCGCAAGAACGUUGGUAUUCUUGUUCGUGCUAUUCUUCGCAGCGGAGAGAGGAGCUACGACAGAUGGGUCGUAGGCGAAGCGCACAGAACAACAAUGAGUCAGGACGUGGAGGCACUCGAUAGAGUCGUCAAAGAGCAGCUCGGAAACGAGACGCAGGUGGCGUAUGCAAACAUAUCGCUGCAGGAGAGUGAGGCUAUCUGGGGGUCUGUAGCCACACAAAAGGCUGCUAUGUUCCAGUACUAUGAGUUACUGGACGACGCAUUUGUUGAUGCUGGGCAAGAAGGCAAGACUUUGUAUCCGCACGACCUCGGCGUCACUGGUGACGAAUUGGCCACGGUGGAGGACUGUCUCGGGUCCUUCGAUUGGAAGAAUAUCCUAUAUGGACGGGGCAAUUGA